ACGUUGAGAAGCCCACAGAACUCCUAAGGGAGCACAGGUAUAAAAGGAGAAGGUGCACCUCUCGCAGCAGCAGCAGAACUGCCACGGUAGUUGGGGAGAUCUGAACGAGUCUUGGUCCCAGUCCGCUGGGACCCUGCAUAGGUAAAGAACUAAGGAGGAAGGAACCCAGUCCAGUUCGCUGAAGCAACAAAAGCUGGCAAGAGAGCGAGAGAGAAAGAAGAAGUAUUUUUAACAGGGAAAGGAAAUCACGUAGCGAGCUGGGAAGAUCCCAUUUCCUCAGGGAACGGUCACUCCAGAAGGGUGAAGGAUGCUGCACAGGGCCAUCUUCCUCCUGUUCCUCCAUUUAGUCAUGUGCUCCAUCUCUUCUCCUCUCUACCCAGCUCUCAGGUACAAUCCACUGCCCAUCUCUAGCAAGACGGUGAGCUUUCAGCUACAGGACGGCAGUCCAGUGCAGAGCAACAAUCUCUCUGUGGAGCAGCAGCAGCAGGAAGAGGAGGGUUUUCUAGCCAACCCUGCUGAAAAAAGGAUGCAGCGUCAUGCUGAUGCCAUAUUCACUGACCACUACCGGAAAGUCUUGGGGCAGAUCUCUGCCCGGAAGAUCUUACAAACCAUUAUAGGCAAACGGCUGGGCGAACGCAGUCCAGGGGAAGGGGAGCAUGAAUUUUUGACCAGACGCCAGUCUGAGAGCAUCUUGAUGGACAGCCGCUACCACCAGCAGAUGGUAUUAAAGAAUUUCUUGGGAGCCAUAUUGCAGAAUCAAAGGCCUCAGGAUGUCAACAGUGAUCAUGUCAAGGACUUUGCCAACACCCUGGCCAAGCUCAUGAAACUGUAAAUCUCUCUCCCUUCUCCCCACCGUGCUCUGGAGUCAUUCAGAGAUCAUGGACCCAGCUGUAGAGUAAACAACCCACAGCAGCAAAGACAAGAUCCUGGACAUGAACAGCUGUAAUUCAUGCAUAUCCUUCUUGGAACCUAGAGACAUUUCAUAAAGGAAUAAGAUUGUUUUAAAAGUUACUAUGCCCAGGUUAAUUUGAAUCAGUCCUUAAAUUAAUUCCUCCCUACUUCCCUUCAGGUGUACUUGAUCAAACAGAUCUCUCACUGUUAUCUGCUACUGGUCAGUUCUCUGUAUAGGGCUACUCAAUCCUGUGCACACCUAGCCCAGGGCCGAGAUUUGAUUAUCUACAAUCUCAACAUAAAAUUUUUGAAUCAAGUGCUACUGAAAGAAAUCUGCUGAGUUACUGCUCUGUCUGAAAGUUUGUUUACUCAAUAAACAUGCAGGCUACUAAAAACUACCUUUUGGUAUCCAUGUCGAUUUAGUCUAUACAUUGAUAUGACUCCUCCCCCUUAUGGAUACAUGUCCAAUGGAGAUCAGAUCAAGCAUUACAUGAUUGCACACUAAUGAACGAUUUAUUUCUUCUUUAGAAAACACACACAAUGUACUGGAAACAUCGCUGGCCUAAGACAUGGCUUUUUUGUCCUGUCCAGAACUCUUGCAGCAGGGUUGAACUCACCAGCAAGUCCAGCCUGGGGUUGGUAUGAUGUAAAUGAGACUCCUGUGCAUCAUCAGAGGGGAAUUUCAGAUUAUACUGGUCAAUAUAUUUCAACUUUCAUGAUGGAGCAUUAUUAAUUCUUCUCCUAACUCCAUUGCAACAUUAUUUCCCACAUUCAGGGUGAGGCUGUGUAACUCCUCACUGCCCUUUAGAAGGGAAAAUAUUUUAGUAUGUUCCCCCAGUGCCACAAAACCCCUCUCUCCAGUGUCCGAAAGGCAGAGGAAGAACAUUAUUCUGCUCCUACUUUUGCAUCAUGAUGCUCCUAGUACUGCACAUGUAACAGUUAUGACUUCAGAUGACAUGUAAAUAAUUCCGGGUGGGUUUCGCUUUUCCAUCAUCGCAGCAGAAAUAAAAGUUGU
Messenger RNA from Malaclemys terrapin pileata, 1906 nucleotides. It is a transcript of the gene GHRH, whose product is annotated as growth hormone releasing hormone. The record is from RefSeq and is a predicted model, not a curated record. Gene Ontology annotation, biological process: positive regulation of growth hormone secretion; adenylate cyclase-activating G protein-coupled receptor signaling pathway; positive regulation of cell population proliferation. Lineage: Eukaryota; Metazoa; Chordata; Testudines; Emydidae. Gene Ontology annotation, molecular function: growth hormone-releasing hormone receptor binding; peptide hormone receptor binding; growth hormone-releasing hormone activity. Gene Ontology annotation, cellular component: extracellular region; perikaryon; terminal bouton. The transcript is spliced from 7 exons. The coding region runs from base 308 to 832 and encodes 174 amino acids.